This is a messenger RNA of Aegilops tauschii subsp. strangulata, 4128 nucleotides long. The record is from RefSeq and is a predicted model, not a curated record. Lineage: Eukaryota; Viridiplantae; Streptophyta; Magnoliopsida; Poales; Poaceae.
UUUUGCCGGCCCACCUCCGGGCGCCACAGCUUCGCUCUGGUCCGGUGGUCUCGUCGCGGGCGGCGGUGGCAAACUUCCACCUCCCGCCCGCCGCCUCCGCCCGCUUUCCCCCUCCGCCGCGCCGCACAUGCUCCCCCGCCGCGUCCUCCUCCCGGCACCUCGCGCCCUCUCCACCACCACCACCACCGCAACCACCACCGCAACCGUGCCGGCGCCGCUCUCCGCCGGGGAGCUCGAGGCCCUCCUCCGCCGCGACCACUACUCGGCCUCCACCCGCCGGUUCCACUCCCUCCUCCCGCUCCUCUCCCACCCCUCCCUCCUCCUCGCCUCCGCCCUCCUCCUCCACUACCGCUCCCACCCCUCCCUCCCCCUCUCCGCCCAGCCCCCUCCUCUCCCCAUCACCGCCGCUCCGCCCUCCCCAUCCUCCCACCUCCGCCUCAUCCUCCCCUCCCGCCUCAAGGGCCGCCCGCUCCCGCUCCCGUCCCUCCCGCUCCGCCUCGCCAUGCUCUCCGCGGCCUCCGCCCUCCACGCCGUCUUCGCCCCGCGCGCCGCCACCUUCGCCUACCGCGCCCGCCACGCCGCCGUCCGCUACCUCCGCUCCAUCCCCAACGCCACCUGGUUCUUCCGCGUCGCCAUCCCGCGCCAGCCCUUCGCCCCCCGCCACGUCCGUCGCCUUCUCGACGCCAUCUCCGGGAAGGUCGACGACCCGGGCUUCCUGGACUAUCUGCGCGAGCUGUUCCUUUCCGAUGCGAUAGCCUUCGAGCUCGGCGGCUCCGACCUCUGCCGCGGGCUCCCUCAAGAGUCCGAGCUCACCAGCACGCUGCUCAACAUAUUCUUUGAUCCUGUGGAUAGAGAGGUGAUGGCCAUCCGGGAGGAGGUGCACAAGAAGAAUCCUAGAGUCAAGGAUGAGAGCGUCCGGCAUACGCCUGUGAGAGUGUAUGCGGUCCGGUAUCUCGACGAGACGAUGGUUGUGACGUCCGGGUCGAAGAUGCUCACACUUGAGGUCAGGGAUAGGAUCCUCACAGUGUUGGAGAGGGACUUGGAGGUGAAGGUUGACAGGUUUGGUAGCUCACUCCACAGUGCAGUGUCAGAGAAGAUGGAAUUCCUGGGGAUGGAGUUCCAAGCUGUGCCGCCAUCAGUCUUACACCCUCCCAUGUCUGAGAAGGCCAAGAGGGCAAGAAAGAUGUAUCUGAAGAGGAAGGCAGCAGAGGCACAGGAGCUGAAGAAUGCCCGGGAGACACGGAGGAAGAAGCUUGGGUUGAAGAUACUGAACCACCUGUUCAAGAAGGUGAGGCGUGGGCAUGAGUUCGAGUUUGGCUUCCGAAUUGAGGAUGAAGUGUGCCAGGAGUUCAAGGGUUGGGCAGAGGAGACAGUGGUCGAAUACUUCAAGUCACAGGAGCAUCGCCGUUAUUGGCACCGAUUGUUCACAUCCGGUGACUUCUUGUCACUGAAUAGGGUUAGGGAUCAGUUGCCACCAGCAUUGGUGGACUCCUAUGAUCAAUUACAGGAAACAUUUGACAGGUUCUUGAUGCCGAGGAGGGGCCAUGACAUGACUGAGGACGAGGAGAUGCUAGCAGAGGAGGAGGACGAGAGACAAUACGAGAAGAGGAUUGUUGAGGACUUGACAGAGUUGAAGAUGAUGGUCAAUGAGCUUGUAAGAAAGGCGGUAAAGUUGGCUGGAUUCACAAAUUCCAUGGGACGGCCACGGCCAAUAAAACUACUCAUCUGUCUGGAUGAUGCAGAUAUCAUCAAAUGGUAUGCUGGUGUGGGGAGGAGGUGGCUAGAUUUCUUCUUCUGCUGUCGGAAUUUCAAGAUGGUCAAGAUUGUUGUGAGUUAUCACUUGAGGUUCUCCUGCUUCUUGACAUUGGCGGAGAAGCAUGAGUGCAGCAAGAGGCAAGCAAUUAGCCAUUAUACAAAGGAUUUGAAGGUGACAAAUGAGAAUGGAGUGGCAGAAGUGUACUUCCCAACAGAGAGGGAGAUCAAGAUGAUGGGUGAUAAGAAUCUCUCUGAUCCAAAGCCUGUGGAUGGAGCCUUGACAAUGAUCUUGGUCAGAUUGGCAGUCGAUGACACCUCCCUGCCGUGCCUGGCACAUUUUUGUGCUGGAACAGAAACUGCCCUUUACCGAAUACGUCUUCUGCAGAAUCGCCUAAAUGUAGACCCUUUGAGUGAAAAGAAGUGGGUCCAAGGGCUAAGUGCCAUUCAUGAGAGUCUGAACAAGAAAUGUCUCCCACUGUGCUCCAUGCAUGCAAGCGAUCUACUUCUUGGCAAGAUUACUCUCCAAGAUAUUGAUUGUACUCAGUUUGUUGAUGUGGUGUGAAAUGAAAAAAAAACCCUCCACGUUACCUUGUUCAAAACACACAGCUCACAUAAAGAUGCAAUACUGCAGUGCUUGCCAAAUGUAUUUAGUGUUGAUUGCAUUUGGUGGAGUUAGAUCAGCAUUGUACAUAUCCUGGAUAUCCAUGCUGUCAUUGGGCAGAACAAAUAUGGAUUAAUAUUUUUUCCAGAGGAGUCAUGUGGCAUGCUAGUUACCACUGCAUGUGCAAACUAACUUCAUAUCAAUGUUACUCAGGAGGAGAGGACUGCAGCCACUUCCCUUGCUAUGCGAUGGUUGAUUCACUAAAAUUUGAGGCAGUUCUGGUUUUGCAUUUAUGAAGGAAAGGAGCCGAUCGAGUUUUUUACUAUAUUUCAGAACUUGGUUAUAUUCAAGGGUGGUGCUAGUACUGGUUAUAACAAAUAUGUCUUGGAAAAUGGCACUGAGGAUGAUACAUAUUCGGAAAACCGGGUUGCACUUUUCCAGCUUCAAGUUUAGUACCAGAAAAUAUGCAAGCAAUUCAAGUUGACACGGCAGCACCAUUGCUGAACUCUUAUUAUUGUUACAUACUACACGAUGGAGACACGGUAAUUACUUGGGUUGGGAACCUAAGCUCGUCAAUGGACCACGGGCUUGCUGUGAGGCAGGUAGAUGUGCUCAAGGUGUGGAGAACACUAGGUCCUGCCGCUACGAGUGCCCUGCUCUAAUAAGUUUGCUUAGAUCAGAGGAGAGUGGGUUGUACAACGAUCAGCAUCGGGAGAACACAAUCAUUCAUUGUCUCUGAACUUUGGAGAGACGAUGCACUGGCCAUCUCACAAGCAUAUACUAGAUGUGUACAGCAGAGAUCUUAUCAAACAGUUGAGGUAGAACAACGUCAACCUGCAAAAGUGUUCUGCAUUGCGGGGAGCUCCGUAGGAUCAAUGGAGAAUGUGCCUUUUACAAACCUGCAGCUGCAAAGUUUUGUGUGGGAAGCUCAGUCGAGAGCAGGCAAAUGACGACGUAAGGAAGAAGAUGGAUGUGUUUGCAGAAUUAGGAGCUAAGAGCAUCUCCAGCAGGGACCCUGGCCCGCCUCCGCCCCUCAGUACUGAUCCUCCCGCCCCCGAGAGCUUGUCAGAGGGCCCUCCAACCGCGCCACUACUCGUCGUGCUGCCGAGCUCACUCAGCCAUGCCGACCUUGGCUUCGACGAGGUCCUCGGAGAUGCCAUCGCCUCGAUGUCUGGCUGCCGAGGCUUCACCCACCUCCCUGCUAGCAGACGAGGAGCCCAAAAGUCUUCUUGGGAAGAACUAAGUUUUAUGAGAUGCCAAGCCUGGGCACAGGGCCAUUGAUGUUAAUUAAGUGGUUGUCUACAAGUGGUUCAGGAUUUCGUCGUUUACGGAUCGUAUCGUCAGUAAACAUGUGGGCGGGGAUGGUUUUGACGGCAAACGGUGCACUAACUACUGACAAAUGUAGGCCAUGUGGACAGAAAAUAUGUGAAAUACAACUCACUAUACAUCCUGCUGUACUUGGGAAAGCGUGAAUCUAGAAGAGAAGGGACGAGUGGGAUAAAGAGCGUGUGUGAGCACGAGCUCAGACUGGCACUUUCGCACAUCAGCUCCUUGUACAAAUUUAUUUACUGUCUGGAAAAUGGCCUUGUUACCAUUAAUUUAGCAGAAUAGGAACCCAUUGCAGAGAUAUUUCUUGGGGCGGUAUCUUCUUCAACCUUGUAGGUGUAAAGCAACCGCUGAAGGUUGAAUGUCCCGAGCAUGACCUCCUGAUUCUCCAUGUACUCCCUCGGUUCCUAAAUAUUUGACUUUCUAGAGGUUUCAACAAGUGACUA